CCAUCUGGACUGAGAGAGACUCAUUUGGAGGUCACCAUGGCUCGCUGGGGAUUCCUCUGCCUCACAUUUGCCUUCUGCCUGGGCAUAGCAGGGGCUGCAAAGCUGGGCAUCGUAAUCACGGAAGGAGGCUUUGUGGAAGGAGUCAAUAAAAAGUUGGGCCUUUUUGGAAACUAUGUAGAUAUCUUCAAAGGAAUCCCUUUUGCAGCACCAACAAAGACCUUAGAAGACCCUCAGCCACACCCUGGCUGGCCAGGCACCUUGGAGGCCAAGGAGUACAAGAAACGUUGCCUGCAAUCCAACCUCAUGCAGACAGAUGUUCGGGGUAGUGAAGAUUGUCUUUACUUGAACAUUUGGGUUCCUCAAGGGAAGAAAACUGUUUCCACCAACCUACCAGUGAUGGUCUGGAUUUAUGGAGGGGCCUUCCUCUGGGGAGGUGGACAAGGUCCCAAUUUUCUCCAGAACUACCUCUAUGAUGGGCAGGAGAUUGCUACCCGUGGAAAUGUCAUCGUGGUGACCUUUAACUACCGUCUUGGACCUCUGGGCUUCCUCAGUACGGGAGAUGCCAACCUUCCAGGUAACUAUGGCCUUAAAGACCAGCACAUGGCUAUUGCCUGGGUGAAGAGAAACAUCAGAAACUUUGGAGGAGACCCUGACAACAUCACAAUCUUUGGGGAGUCUGCUGGGGCUGUUAGUGUCUCCUUACAGAUGCUAUCCCCACACAACAAAGGAUUGAUCAAACGGGCCAUCACUCAGAGUGGAGUUGGUCUUUGCUCAUGGGCCAUUCAGAAGGACCCUCUCUUCUGGGCUACCAAGGUGGCUGAGAAAGUGGGCUGCCCCACGGACAACACCACCACCAUGGCAAACUGCCUGAAGGUCACUGACCCUGCAGCUCUGACCCUUGGCUACCACCUUGAUGUCAUUGGCCUAAAAUAUCCACUUGUCCAUUACCUUGCUUUCUCCCCUGUGGUUGAUGGUGAUUUCCUACCAGAUGCACCGGAAAAUCUCUUUGACAAUGCUGCCGACAUUGAUUACAUUGCCGGGGUGAACAACAUGGAUGGCCAUUUCUUUGCCUCAAUUGACAUGCCUGCCCUCAAUCGUCCACUUAAGAAAAUCACACCGGAAGAUGUUUAUACUGUCGCUCAAGGGCUGACUAUGGAGAAGGGGGUGGAGGGAGCAUUCAGAACCUUCUCCCUAUAUACCCAGGUGUGGACCGACAGCGUGAACCAAGAAGUCAUGAAAAGAACCGUGAUCGACCUGGAGACCGAUUAUAUAUUUCUAGUUCCCACCCAGCAGACCCUGGCUUUACAUCAUCAACAUGCAAAGAGUGCCAGGACAUACAGUUACGUCUUUUCCCAGCCAUCUCGAAUGUUGAUCUACCCUAGCUGGGUCGGGGCCGACCAUGCUGACGAUCUACAGUAUGUCUUUGGGAAACCUUUUGUCACACCAUUGGGCUAUCGGCCACAGGACAGAACUGUUUCCAAGGCUAUGAUUGCCUACUGGACAAACUUUGCUCACACAGGUGACCCCAACAAAGGGGAAUUAUCUGUACCGAUUGGCUGGGUUCCAUAUGACACUCAGCAGGGCUACUACCUGGAGAUCAACAAGGACCUCAACUAUGAUUCAGUAAAACAUGGUUUGCGCAACCAAUAUGUGCAGUUCUGGAGCACAUCCUACCGCAACCUUCCAGAUGUCAUCUAAAGUUGAAACAAUGUGAGAAUUGGCCACUUCUGAUUGCCUAAAAAUCAGGCUUUGAAUAAACUGAAGUUGACUCUCGCAUGCAUACCAA
Molecule: messenger RNA, 1786 nt
Organism: Anolis sagrei ordinatus
Lineage: Eukaryota; Metazoa; Chordata; Lepidosauria; Squamata; Anolidae
Gene: CEL
Product: carboxyl ester lipase
Biological process (GO): pancreatic juice secretion; ceramide catabolic process
Molecular function (GO): retinyl-palmitate esterase activity; sterol ester esterase activity; triacylglycerol lipase activity
Source: RefSeq, a predicted model, not a curated record